Leptopilina boulardi is the source of this 3894-nucleotide messenger RNA. RefSeq names its product lysosomal alpha-mannosidase (gene LManII). Lineage: Eukaryota; Metazoa; Arthropoda; Insecta; Hymenoptera; Figitidae. Gene Ontology annotation, molecular function: alpha-mannosidase activity; carbohydrate binding. The transcript has 17 exons. Gene Ontology annotation, biological process: mannose metabolic process. Bases 249 to 3269 code for a protein of 1006 amino acids. The record is from RefSeq and is a predicted model, not a curated record. Gene Ontology annotation, cellular component: lysosome.
CGGUCACUGUGCUUAUAUCGCUUAUUUCAAGAUACCUAUAUACAUAUAUGUAUAACAAACAAUAUAUUAUCGCACUGUCUAAAUCAGUUGUCUAAAAUGGUCACAAAAGCUCUUUAUAGUAUAUAUAACUGAUAUUUCUGUAAUCUCGUAUAACAUUUGAGCAAAAUAGAGAUAUAUGUGUAUAAAUAUUGGAUGUCGACCCUCGCUAUCACAUUAGUACUAUUUUGAAACGCGUCGAGACAACAAUCAUGUUACGCUUAAUUCCUCCUCUUUUUUUAUUAUCCCUAAUUCUUGUGGUCAAUUUUUUUCAUUCAGCUCAAGCGGCAGUGAUUCCUGACAAUGAAAAAAAAACCACUACAUGCGGAUAUGAGGCAUGUGCAAAAGUGGAUCCAACAAAGGUGAAUAUUCACAUUGUUGCACAUUCUCACGAUGAUGUUGGUUGGUUGAAAACAGUUGAUCAAUACUUUUAUGGACAUCGAAAUAAUAUUCAACCUGCUGGUGUUCAAUAUAUUUUAAAUUCUGCAGUUAAAUCCUUGCAGGAAAAUCCAGAAAGGCGGUUCAUUUAUGUGGAAACAGCAUUUUUCUGGAAGUGGUGGAUGAGGCAAGAUGAAAGGGUGAGAACCAUCGUUCGAAACUUAAUCAAUGAAGGAAGAUUAGAAAUCAUUGGAGGUGGCUGGAGUAUGAAUGAUGAAGCAGUUACCCAUUAUCACUCUGUUAUCGAUCAAUUCACCUGGGGUUUUAGAAUAUUAAAUGACACUUUUGGAGAAUGUGCACGUCCAAAAAUUGGAUGGCAAAUCGAUCCUUUUGGACAUUCGAGAGAGCAGGCAUCAAUGUUUGCUCAAAUGGGAUUCGAUGGUGUUCUAUUUGGUCGUCUUGAUUAUCAGGAUAAAAAUGAACGUAUGAAAUCACGAACAUUGGAAAUGAUUUGGAAGGGUAGCCCCAGUUUAGGUGAAAGUGCCAAUUUAUUCACAACAGUUCUUUACAAUUUUUAUAGUCCACCACCUGGUUUUUGUUUCGAUAUUCUUUGUUCAGAUGCCCCUUUGAUUGACGAUCCAGAGAGUCCUGAUUACAAUAUAGAAAGUAGAGUAAAUCAAUUUUUGUCCUUUGUCAACAAGCAAAAUAAAACAUACCGAACGAAUAAUUUAAUAAUUACCAUGGGAAAUGAUUUUAAUUAUCAAAAUGCUGAUACUUGGUUCACUAAUUUGGACAAACUCAUUAAAUACACCAACAAAUUGAAUGGAUCGACAUAUAAUGCAAUUUACUCAACACCGUCCUGUUAUUUAAAAGCAGUGAAUGAUGCAAAAUUAUCUUGGUCAACAAAAAGUGAUGACUUCUUUCCCUACGCUAGUGAUCCACAUUCUUAUUGGACUGGUUAUUAUACCUCAAGACCAUCUAUUAAAUUAUACGAAAGAAUGGGGAAUAACUUUUUGCAAGUAGUUAAACAAUUGUCAGUUUUAAAUAAUAUGCCAAAUAAUGAGAAAAUAAAUAAAUUCAGAGAGGCUAUGGGAAUUAUGCAACAUCACGAUGCAGUUACGGGAACGGAAAAACAACAUGUCGCUAAUGAUUAUUCUCGAAUUUUAUCCAACAGUAUGAGAGAUGGAAAUAAAUUGAGCGCUGAUGCUUUGAGAAAUAUGAUGAAAAAAGAUGAAAAUACAGAAAAGAAGGUCGAAUUUCAUUCUUGUCUUCAAUUAAAUAUUAGUUCAUGCGAGCAUACAGAGAAUAAUAAAAAUUUUGUUGUCACUUUAUACAAUCCUGGAAGUCAACCUCUUUCAACUUACGUUCGACUACCAGUAAAAGGAGCUUCUUAUCGUGUUAAAGAUUAUCUAGGAAUGGAACUUGUUACACAACUUGUGCCAAUACCAGCGACUGUGUCAAAAAUUCCAGGUCGACAAAGUUCCGCUGUAUUUGAUUUGGUGUUCUUAGCACUGUCAAUUCCUGCUCUUGGCUAUCAAUCAUUUUACAUUAGCGAGAAAACACAAGAAAGUGAAAUUCAAUCUGAUGAACCUGUUAAUGAUGAAUCAGUUUCAUUCAUGGGUGGCGAUACAUACGAUAUUUCUGUUGAUACAAGUGGAAGAGUUGUAUUGCAAUCAAUAGAAAAGGAAGGCAUCCGAAUGACACAAUCAUUUCAAUUUUAUAAAGGAGCUGCAGGAAAUAAUAUGGUAUUUUCAAAUCGUUCCUCGGGUGCCUAUAUUUUUAGACCCAAUGUAACUCGAGCUGUAGACUUCAAUUACAAUGGAAAUGUUCAAAUAUUCAAAGGUCCCUUGGUGGAGGAACUUCAUCUCACUGUUAACGAAUGGGUCAGUGAAGUUGUUCGAAUUUAUAAUGGAGAGGAUAGAAUUGAAUUCAAUUGGCUAGUUGGUCCCAUUGAUGUCAACGACAAGAUUGGUAAAGAGAUUAUUACUAAAUAUACAACAAAUUUGGAAUCAAAUGGUCAAUUUUAUACGGACAGUAAUGGCCGCGAAAUGUUAAAACGCGAAAGAAACAAACGACCAACUUGGAAUUUACAUCUACAGGAACCAGUUGCAGGAAAUUAUUAUCCAGUAACGACAAAAAUUGUCGUGAGAGAUGAAAAGAGAAAAUUAAGAUUAGCCGCUCUCACUGAUAGAGCACAAGGUGGUACCAGUUUAGAGGAUGGAGAAAUUGAACUCAUGGUUCACAGAAGACUAUUGAAAGAUGAUGCCUUUGGCGUAGAAGAAGCAUUAAAUGAAACUGCAUAUGGAAUAGGAUUAGUUUCAAGGGGUGAACAUUCCAUUAUUUUUGGAAGUGAUUCUGAUGAAUUUAGACUUCAUGAAAAAACGGAAGCAACACGAUUGGCCCUUCGGCCUUGGGUUUUCAUCAGUCCUGUGGAAAAUAUUUCUUAUGACGAAUGGAAAAACACUUACAAAAUGCAGAAUUCUGGACUGGCAAAAUCAUUGCCAUCCAAUGUUCAAAUUCUAACUUUAGAACCUUGGAAAGAUGGAACUGUUUUACUGAGACUUGAACAUAUUUUCGAAUCAGGAGAAUCGGGCAAAUAUUCCAUUCCUGUCGAUGUGAAUAUUCAGGAUCUCUUCUCAGCCUUCAUUGUGACUUCAGUUCGAGAAACUACUUUAGGAGGAAAUCAAUGGUUAGAGGAAAAUAAUCGUCUAAAAUGGACUUCAGAGGAAAAUGAAAUUUUCAAAACUAAUGAUUCGUCUGUGCCACUAAAUUUGGAGAAUGCGUCAGCAAUUAGUGUUGAAUUGAAACCAAUGCAAAUACGUACAUUCAUCGUAAAAAUUGCACUUCGACAAUAAUUUAUUUUUUGAAUAAUAAUUCAAGAAGAAAAAAGAAAAAAAUGAAAAAAAAUUUUGUUUUCAAUCUUUGAAAUUUUUUAUAAAUAUAAAAAUUCUUUUUAACACUGAAAAAAAAGAAUUUUUUCUACAAAAUAAAAUUCAGAAAAUUUAUUUUUUCUAUCACUUUAAAAAAAAAACAAAUUUCGAAUGUUUUUUAAAUUUUGACACAAUUGUCAACAAAAACAAUGAAAUACACUUAAUUUUUCUACUAAAAUGAGAAUUCAAUAAUUCUAUAAUUAUAAUUCUAGUAAAUUAUAAUAUUAAAAGAUAAAAAAUAAAAUGAUACUGUAUUAAUAAAUUAAUUAAUGUUAAAAGUAUAUUUUCGCCAUAAACACACAAAAAAAUUCUUGUUUUCAUCUGAAAAUCGAGGUUAAGACCUUUUUUGAGACAAUGGAAGUCAAUUUAGAUAAAUCUGUAAGAAUUUUUUUUUUUACUGUAAAAAGAAAUAUUUACAAUAUAAUCUGGUGUUAAUAACUUUUUGCUUUUGUAAAAAAAAAAAAAUGUAUUUAGGGUGAAAAAUUUGCUUAUCGUCGAUUGAUCAAUAAAAUUUUAAGAAAUUUCAUAAAAUAAAAAAACCGAAUUUUUA